AUGUCGUAUAAACAAUAUUUUGAUAGUUUACCUUUGAAAUUGAAGUCCUUUUUCCAAAGAUAUCCCCCUUCAAUCAAGUAUUCUCCAGUGUCUACAUCUACAAAGGCUAUCAAUGCCAACCCCUUCCUACCAAAUAAACAUCCAGUCACUCAGCGGUUCCAUGAUCCGAAAUAUUCACUUAGAAGGAUGAGUGACGUAUAUAAGUUGGCGCUGCGUUAUGGAGUAGAGGACUUUUUACCACCGAUAGAAAACACUAAGAAACUUUUUUUUGAAGAGAAGUACAAUAAGAAGACCCUCAUGAAGGGUGUCCUCUUGCCCAAGGGCCAUAAACAUGAGUUGAAAUUAAGCGAAAAGUUGAAAAAACGUGAAGAAGCUCUGAAGAAGGUAGAUGAUUUGAUUGCUUCUAAAAAGGGUUCGAAAUAUGCUAAGAGAGUAGAAAAAAUGAAAAAAACCCAAAAUAUAGGCUGGUUCUGA
This is a messenger RNA of Saccharomyces paradoxus, 474 nucleotides long. It is a transcript of the gene MRPL25, whose product is annotated as mitochondrial 54S ribosomal protein mL59. Gene Ontology annotation, molecular function: structural constituent of ribosome. The coding region runs from base 1 to 474 and encodes 157 amino acids. The record is from RefSeq and is a predicted model, not a curated record. The transcript has a single exon. Gene Ontology annotation, cellular component: mitochondrial large ribosomal subunit. NCBI's taxonomy places the organism in Eukaryota, Fungi, Ascomycota, Saccharomycetes, Saccharomycetales, Saccharomycetaceae.